UAGCAGGAGUUAAUUAAACACUGCGAUAAAUUUAGACUUGUUUAUGCCUGAGGCCCCCGCAUGGUACUACAAUGCCGCGGCAUCGGUAGUUGAGCCAUCAAGUGACAAUAUACUCACGUGCCGUUGCAAUGGCGGGGAGUCGGGGAAUCUUUCCCGAUUCAGCAUUAUCAAUACAGCCGGCACUGGACUCCGCGCUGCCAGAAGCGCCUCGGUCUUUCGUCAUCACGGUUAUUAUCAACGCCCUCGCUCCGUUCCGCUCUCAUUUUUCGUCUAUUUUUUUUUUCUGUCAAGCCAAAGCCAAGCGUUGCUUCAGACAAUCUCCAACAAUCUGCAUAAUGAGCGCAGCAGAAGAGCCCGUUCCAUCGCCAACCGAAGCGAUCCCAUUCUUCACUCCCGUUAACUUCAUUCUCUUGUCCGUCUUUGUCGUUUUCCUCUACGUGCAGCUCCGCCCCAAGGCCCCCGUCACCCUGCCCCAAGGUCCACCCCCAGUCGUCUUCCGCACUUUCAUCCCCUCAACACUCAUCGAAUUCAAUGGUGAGGGCGAAAACCCUUGUUACCUUGCCGUGCGGGGCCGUGUUUUCGAUGUAACGCCAGGAAAGAGCUUUUACGGGCCGGGCGGCCCCUACGAGAACUUUGCCGGACGCGACGCUUCGCGCGGGUUGGCCUUUCAGAGUUUUGAUAGGGAUAUGCUCACUGAGGAUCUCAAGGGACCUUUGGAUGACCUGAAAGAUCUCAAUGAGGACCAGUUGGAAAACCUCCAGAACUGGGAGGAGCGAUUUCUUGAGAAGUAUUUGGUUGUUGGGAAACUAGUCGCUGAAGGUGAUCCGGAGGCUCCGAAGUCAUAAAAUGAGCUUGGCCUGGCCCUGGUUUGGCUUCACUCGAUAUGUCAUCUACAAAGAUGCCGUUAGAUGUGUCGUAUAUGGCGGCCAUAUCACCUGCCUAUGUGUCAAAAAUUUGUUUCCAUAACCCAAUUUGGUUCAUGUACAAGCGACAAUUUUAUCAAUUUACUUUUCUAGGCAACUAAACCAGGCCACACUGUAAAGAACGAUUCAACCAUAAUUCACAAAAUAAUUAUACAAUUUCCCCCAUAAUGCCCUAGCUAGUAAUGAGAGCAUUCAUUAUAAU
Messenger RNA from Aspergillus ruber CBS 135680, 1125 nucleotides. RefSeq names its product cytochrome b5-like heme/steroid binding domain-containing protein. Gene Ontology annotation, cellular component: endomembrane system; membrane. Lineage: Eukaryota; Fungi; Ascomycota; Eurotiomycetes; Eurotiales; Aspergillaceae. The record is from RefSeq and is a predicted model, not a curated record. The coding region runs from base 336 to 845 and encodes 169 amino acids. The transcript has 4 exons.